This is a messenger RNA of Camelina sativa (false flax), 515 nucleotides long. RefSeq lists its product as uncharacterized. The record is from RefSeq and is a predicted model, not a curated record. NCBI's taxonomy places the organism in Eukaryota, Viridiplantae, Streptophyta, Magnoliopsida, Brassicales, Brassicaceae.
CUUCUAUAAUCUACAAAGCCAAACUAUAUAUCUUGAGUUCUCGGACAGAAAAAAAUGUUUUCAAAGAUGAAUCUAGUGACUCUUAUAUCGUUCUUGCUCAUUUUUCCAUUGUGUUCUUCAGGAUUUGGGUUUAGAGAGGGCCAUGGAAUUGAAAUUACUCACACCAACCAAUAUUCUGUAAACAAUGUUGAAGAGAGUAUUUCGAAUAUGAUGGAUUAUCCGGAACCAGGCCCAAACCCAACACACGAUCCGACAAAACCUGGUUAUGGUUAUCCUCCGCCACCGCCACCGCCACAAUAGAUGAAUUAAGAUUCAUGUUGAAGCAAAUAUCAGAUAUAUGAUGUACUAUCAAACUAAUCAAAAGAAAAUGAAUAAAAUGUUAUAAUAAACUUGGUCAAAGAGCUGUCAGUUAUUUGACUCCUUUCGUUGGGUGAAGUAUUGUUUAAAUCCUUGAAAAUGUUAUAAUAAACUUGGUCAAAGAGCUGUCAGUUAUUUGACUCCUUUCGUUGGGUGAA